This is a messenger RNA of Diatraea saccharalis (sugarcane borer), 1044 nucleotides long. NCBI's taxonomy places the organism in Eukaryota, Metazoa, Arthropoda, Insecta, Lepidoptera, Crambidae. The record is from the annotation of a GenBank genome assembly.
AUGGACCCAAUCAAGGCCUAUAAACUGUGCUUUGAGGAUAUGAUGGCGAGGGCAACCGCCUCGAGGGGAGCUUCCGAAGAUGUGGGUGAAACUUCGACGAAUCGAAAACCGAUCAAACGGAAUAGAUCCGAAGAGGAAUCACCCAAGGAUAAUCCAAAAAAGGCCUCUCGCAUUGGCGAAGGCUCAGAUGCUGGGGCGCUCAUAUCGACAAGCACUGAACCAAACGCCGAGAUGUCGCAGAUGGCUGGGUCGUCAGCGACAGAAGGGAGGUCCUUUAGGGAUGUCCUCACAAACAUCCAAAUAGGGGUCCGUAAUAAGGAACCUAUGUCGGAUGAACAACUAACGUUGGUGAAACGUAGCAUCCUAAGGGCGGUUAUUGAAGCCCCCAAAGGUGAGACGACACCAAAGUUAGAAGCUUGCGCUUUUAAGCCGGGCUGGCUCCUCAUUAUCGUUAAGGAGGAGUAUAGCCUAAAAUGGCUAAAGCGCAAAAUAGCCAGCAUUAAACCCUGGCCGGAGGCAGAUCUCUCUCUCAUGAGUGAGAACGAACUGCCCAAACCUAAAGUAGGCAUUGUUUUUAUCCCGAAAUCAGAAGCGGAAUCAAUUAAAGACGCUCUGAUGCUUCUGGAGAAACAAAACGAUCUGGAAACCGGCAUGUGGAAGAUCCUGAGUGCUAAAGAUGAAAAGGAUGGCUUUACAGCCGCCCUCUCCAUCGAUGAAGCCUCAAUAAGGAUUUUGCGCACGCUGGAAUUCAGGCCGCGCCUAGGCUUUAAAAGGGUUGUCAUCCGCAUCUGGGGGGAGAGUAUUCCAACGAAUGUGGAUGGGAAUCCUAAACCGGGGACAAGCUCCUUGGCAACAAAGACCAUGCCCCCGCAAAAGACCACUCCAACGGGACCGCAAGCGUCGGAAUCUGGAACCACGUCGAAACGCACUAACGUCGCGAGGGGGCCCGGGAACCCAGCCUUAGUCAAACGUCCCAAAGGAGGGCCAAAUAAAAGAGCACAAAGCUCAAAAAAAGGGAAGGCGAGGCAUGUCGAUACGGCGUAG